AUGGCCUCGACCACGGCAUCUACAAGGUUUUAUGGAACCCUUGGUUCUCUUCUCCGUUUGGGCUUGUUUGGCGAGAGCCGAAAUGUGAUGUGCGCUUUUUGUUUUGGUGGAUUCACGAAGGCUAUAAUGGUGGGAAAGGUGGGUCAAGAGCCUGUGCAGAAGCGGCUGCGGAGUGGGAAGACCGUCGUGCUGUUCUCGCUGGGCACCGGCGGCAUCCGCAACAACCGCCGCCCGUUGGACAACGAGGAGCCGCACCAGUACGCGGAACGCAGCUCCGUGCAGUGGCACCGCGUAUGCAUCUACCCAGACAGGCUGGGUAGCCUCGCGCUGAAGCAUGUCAAGACCGGUUGGAAACUGAAUAUGCGUCCUGUUGGUUGUAGAUUUGAAUUUGCAUAUUGGCCAAGUGGCAACAUGGAAAUAUUGAGACAAAGGUGUUCUCCGAUCCUAUAA
Triticum turgidum subsp. durum (durum wheat) is the source of this 450-nucleotide messenger RNA. Lineage: Eukaryota; Viridiplantae; Streptophyta; Magnoliopsida; Poales; Poaceae. The record is from the annotation of a GenBank genome assembly.